GGAACACCUAAGGGAAACAUAAGCAACAAAAACAUUUUUUCUUACAUCUUCGCUUUACGUUACUUGUCUAGCUAUGUUUAUUCAACUGAAUGACAGUUUAAAAAGUCACGAGUUGCAACCUUAGAAAUCGAUACCAAAAUCGAUGUGUCCUUUUUCAAAGAAACGAUAAAAACAAGCUUGUUAACUUCUCAACAACUUUACCUCAAGCCUGCCAGCGAGCCAGCCACAUCAUAAGGCUUGUCAUUGCCCUUUUGAACUAGCGUUAGCUAGCUAACAUUGGCUAGCAGACUCUCUCUGCAUCCAGCUGGACUAAGACCGAUAUGUCUUGUUGCCUGACGGAGUUUUGUCGGGUCCAAGAGCUCAAGACAGUUCACGAGUUCUUGUUCCACAAUAAGAAAACACCAGCACCGGAGGGGAACAACAAAAAUCAAACAGAGAAUGACCUGACCUGGGAUAAUUCUGACUGGGGCACAUGGGAGAACCAAGAGGCAAAUGAGGAUGACCCUCCGGCUGAGGAGAAGGAUGCUCAGCCCAUCGGCAUCCCCUGGCUGCAGGACUGUGUUCUGUCGCUCUCGCCCUGCUCAGACCUGCUGGUCGUUGGCAGAGAAACUAAAGCCGUCUUCCUCUCAGCGAGGUGGCGUACGGAUGAGGGCGGGAGAGAGGAGAUGAACCUAGCCGUGUCCUGGAGCGGAACCCUCAGCACAGAGGAAGGAGAAUGUAUUAGCAGUGUGAUCUGCAUACCUCUGGCCAGCCAAAAGAGGAGCUCCACUGGGCGGCCUGACUGGACCUGCAUCGUGAUUGGCUUUACCUCUGGAUAUGUUCGCUUCUAUACAGAGACUGGAGUUCUCCUCCUGGCUCAGCUGCUGCAUGAGGACCCGGUGCUGCGGCUCAAGUGCCGGACGUACGAGAUCCCUCGCCACCCCGGUGUCACCGACCAGCAUGAGGAGCUUAGCAUCCUGUAUCCAGCAGCACUGGUCACCAUUGAUGGCUUCAGCCUCUUCCAGUCUCUGCGUGCGUGCAGAAACCAAGUGGCCAGAGCGGCGGCAGCGGGCAGUGAUGUGGUGCAGCCUCCUCCUCUGGCCUAUAAGAAGUGGGGUCUGCAGGACAUGGACACCAUAGUGGACCACAGCAGCGUGGGCAUCAUGACGCUUAAUGUGUUUGACCAGAUGAAGAAUGCCUCCAUCCUGGGCGGGUUCCACGCGUCUGUGAAGGGCAGCCCCCCCGCCAUGAGCCAGUACAUCACUGUGGGGGGCGGGCCCUACACUGGCUUCUACUAUGCCAUUGAGGGGAGUUCUCAACCUCUCCUGUCCCAUGUGGCCCUGGCUGUUGCCAGCAAACUCACAUCAGCGCUCUUCAACGCAGCCAGUGGCUGGCUGGGCUGGAAGAAGCAGAGUGAGGAGGAGCCCGCACAGAAGCAGAAGCCCAAGGUGGAGCCAGCCACCGCUCUGCCAGUCAGGUUUGGCCUUCCUGACUCUCGUCGCCAUGGAGAGAGCAUCUGCCUGUCGCCAUGCAACACGUUGGCAGGGGUAACGGACGACUUUGGCCGAGUGACACUAUUGGAUGUGACCCGAGGCAUUGCCAUUCGCAUGUGGAAGGGCUACCGUGAUGCUCAGCUGGGAUGGGUCCAGGUCUCAGAGGCGCGGGGGGAGCGUGAGCUGUCCUCCCCCUCCCUCCCCCGACGCCACGCCCAGUUCCUGGUCAUCUAUGCGCCGCGGCGGGGCAUCCUGGAGGUGUGGGGCACUCAGCAUGGGCCCCGUGUGGGCGCCUUCAACGUGGGCAAACACUGCAGGCUGCUGUAUGGAGGCUACAGGCUGAUGGGUGUGAACAGUGUAACGUCUCAGGGCUGGCAACUUCACACCCAGCAGGUGUGUCUGCUGGACCCCACCACUGGAGUCCUGCGCACAGUCACCAUCCCUUUCCACCUGGCGCUCAGUGAUAAGAAGAGUGAGCGUGCCAAGGACAUGCACCUCCUCAAGAGACUCACCAUGCUGCUCAAGAGCAAAGAGGUCGACCCCGAUCUGCUGGAGACUGAGGCUCAAAGCGUGAUCCUGGACAUCAAACACCCUGCCAUCAAAAAACAGGCUUUGGAGUCCUUGCUGGCCAAUAAGAAUGCCCCGGUCUCCUGCCUCGCCAACGUCACACGCGCUCUAUUGGACAGCCUGAAGGACCUAGAUCCAGAGGCGGUAGAUGAGUCUCUCCUCCAGCUCUGCUCCUCCCAGCUCAAGCUCCUGCAGCUCUACUCACACAUCCAGCUCCUUCACACAGAGGCCACUGAGGAGGAGUGUGAGACAUCUCCAGGCAUUGAGGAGGACCUGGCUCGCGUCAGCCCAAUCCUGCAGCGUUAUGCCGAGCUUACGUCCCGCCCCUCCGUCUCAUUCGCUCAGGAAUCUGGCCCACUUCCUGUCCGGGACUUCCUGUCACUGAUGGAAUGUGACGGGGAGGCUAUAAAAAUUGUCCAGGGGCAUCAGAGUGACAACUCACCUCUGGGGAGCUUCCUGCUCUGGGGCUGUGUGUCUGGUCAGAGUCCCAUACAGAAAGUGUGUGACACACUCCAGGAGAGCAAAAUCAGCCCACAGAAUCUUCUGACUCUCCUGCUGAGCGUGUGGUUAAGCAGAGAGAAGGAGGUGCUGAAACAGCCUGACACUGUCAAGAACCUCCACACACUGCUGACCAGACUCAGCGCAAUGAAAGGUGCUGUGGAGGAGUCGUGGGACGGCCAGUGUGUGUGUCCGUGGUGGCAGCAGGUGCGGACGGUGUGUGUGCAGUCGGAGAACUCUGGCGCCGCCCUGCUGGCGGCCCUGGUGGCUCACCGCGCUGCCAAGAGCUCCAUCACCAGCCUAGCUGAAAGCAAGUUCCAGUCGGACUGGGUGGCGGUGUCUCUGGAGCUGGAGCAGUGGGUGGUGUGUGUGCGGCAGCUGGAGGACGCUCUGGCCCUGCAGACGCUGCUCAGCCUGCCCUCCCCUCAGGGCUCACCAGGGGGCGCCACGCCGCGCUGCUCAGUCAAAACACUACUGGAGAGCGGCAGAGGUGGUGUGGCGGACAGCGUGGCCAAGGUGCUGUUCAGACAGGCGCUGGCCCCCGCCGCGCUGCGGGACGUCCUGCAGAGGAGGGGCCAGACGGCCGACCCGGAGCAGCCCACGGAGCGCACGCCGCAGGACAGCGCCGACAACAGCGCCAACAACAGCGCCGACAACACACUCCAGCACAGGAUAGAAGAGCUGCUGCUGUGUGUGUGUCAGCGAUUUCCAGACUCCCUUUCCCCUGACUUGCUCUUCGCACACUGCUGCUGGGAGUAUGUGGUACAGUGGAACAAGGACCCAGAGGUGGGUAAAAAUCUGGAGUUUUCAGUUGAGCACCUCAAGAUGAUUUCCAGUUCUCACAUACAGUUGGGUAUUGCAUUGAUGAUGUGGACCACCUUCAUUGUGAAGCGCUAUUCCGCAGCGGCUUUUCUAAUGGAAAAGGUUGGAAAAGCUCCUAAAGACAGACUCUGCAGACGAGACGUGGGCAUGGGAGACAGUGCGAUGACCUCAUUCUUUGGCGCCUGUGUGCAGCUCCUGCAGAUUCUCAUGGAGGCGGACGCGUGUGUGGAGGAGGAGUCGGCGCCGCUGCUGUGCGUGGAGGAGGUGUGGGUGGGCGCCGAGGGCCCCGUGUCGCUGGCCGAGCUGGCCCUGGAGCAGCGCGGCGUCCACUACCCGCUGGUGCAGCACCACUGCCUGCUGGCCUCCCUGCUGCACGCCGCCAUGACCUUCGGCCUCAAGGUCAAGCCCCUCAGCCUCUUCGACAGCAAGGGGAAGAAUGCCUUCUUCAGGGAUCUGACCUCCAUUCAGCUGAUGCCCAGUGGGGACACGGACCCCAGCCUGGUGGCCCUCAGGCAGGAGUUCCUGUUGCGAGUGCUGACGGGGUGGGUGAAGGCCCUGGGAGAUGCUCAGGGUGGUGGAGGUGGUGCUGGUGGUGGAGGCGGUUUGUGUGGGGACAUCUGGCCCGAGAUGUGUUUGGAGCUGGCCACACUGCUGCAGGUCAACCCCGACAUCACCCGCAGACACCUGGUGUGUGAGCUCUACAACCAGGGCCUGGACACACGGGCCGAAGAGCUGAUGUUGGAGGUGGAGGAUAAGGACGUGUUGGGCUCCCAGCUGUUGGUGCUGGCGGGCCAGAGGCUGUGCUUCUCUCUGCUGCACAACACCACGCAGACCCGCCCCGCCAUGGAGCUGCUCGCACGACUGCCACCCACGCUGUGCACCUGGCUCAAGGCCAUGGACCCCAGUGAGCUGCGUUGCCCCCAGGUCCCCCUGAGCCAGAGCAGUCGCCUGGUGAGCCGCCUGAUCGAGAUCCUGCCGGAGAACCACGCCCAGUACAGCCUGGCCCUGCACCUGCUGGAGGCCGUGGAGGUGCUGGGGGACGAGGACUGAGGAGGGAGGACCGAGACGGGAGGAUGGAGGAGGAGGAGGCGGAGAGGAGAGGAGAGAAGGAGGGAACAGCGGAGGAGUGGAUAGAUAGAUAAUGACUGAAUAAAAAAGACUUAAGGAGGAACGACGGAUGUCGAAAACAGAGGACAACUUCUUACUCGUCCUCCGCCUCCUCAGUGGUAUUCUUCACUCAUCUCCGUAGUUUCGCUCACUAACCAACUCACCCACAGGCCCCGCCAGCACACACACGCAGUUCCGCUUCCUUUAAUCAAGAGUGUUAGAUGUUUGUGCUUUAGCCAUCGUUUCCGCUCUCCACCGGUCAGAGUGCGUCUCUGAGCAUAGAGGUCAGUCGGUGGUCAGUCAUGUCAACAAAAGUGUAUUUUCUACAUGUGUUUAUUUUCUUCUUUUUUUUUAAAAGGCUCGAUUCAUUCUUUCUCGUAUCGUCAUUGGUGUUUAAUCCAGCCUCUCUGCAGCUCUGUGAGUCUGUCCAUCCUUUUUUUCUUUAAAAGGUGUGCCUGUGCCAUUAGAAUUCCUUCCCUCCAGCGAAGGAGGGAUGGCGAUAAAUAAUGUAAGAUAAACAAAAAAAAAAACGAUUGAGGAACGAACGAAUGAAUCGGCGAGCGGAUGACCGUAAACGUCUCUUAUUUUCUCUUGUAUUUAUAUGCAGUACUGUACUAGCUCCUGCCACUUCUCCAGAGCGACUGGGCUCACUUAUGCAGAAUAAAGACUAGUGGUGUACACACAG
This is a messenger RNA of Sardina pilchardus (European sardine), 5151 nucleotides long. RefSeq names its product RAB3 GTPase activating protein subunit 2 (non-catalytic) (gene rab3gap2). The transcript is spliced from 35 exons. Gene Ontology annotation, biological process: regulation of GTPase activity. The coding region runs from base 321 to 4409 and encodes 1362 amino acids. The record is from RefSeq and is a predicted model, not a curated record. Lineage: Eukaryota; Metazoa; Chordata; Actinopteri; Clupeiformes; Clupeidae.